Molecule: messenger RNA, 552 nt
Organism: Ilyonectria robusta
Lineage: Eukaryota; Fungi; Ascomycota; Sordariomycetes; Hypocreales; Nectriaceae
Exons: 1
Coding region: 1-552 (183 amino acids)
Molecular function (GO): protein binding
Source: RefSeq, a predicted model, not a curated record
AUGCCGUCCCUGAUAGAGCGGCUGCCCAGAGAGCUCCAACGGCUCAUCUUCUCCAACCUAGACUACCAGUCUCUCAUCUUCCUCUCCACCUUGAACCGACAUUUCCACCGAUCGAUUAACCCUCAGAGAAUGGCCGACCCCCUGGACAAGGUCCAGUUCGUCAUGAGGGCAGCCAAGGACUUCCCACAGCACCGCCCCAGCGAGAAGGGCCAAGACCACCAGCCGGGCAACUUCGAGUGUUACAUCUGCUUCCGCGUGCGGGUGCCAAAGCACUUUGACGCCCUGCAAUGGCAGUCGGCGUACAUCGACAUUCACGGGCGAGUCGUUUCGGACCGCGCCCCGAGCCCCGAGGACCGACUUGUUCAGCUACGGCGGUUCUGCAUCGAGUGUGGGGUCAAGUUCGAGUUGCAUGCACCCUCUGACUGCUUGACGACAAAGACAGGCCAAGACCUCUGGGUGUGCCGUUGCAGGAAGGUCUGGCAGAAGCCGGGAUGCUUGAAGUGUCUGGACUGUGGAGGAAGCUGUCCACUCCGACCAAAACGGAAAUGGUGA